GUGUUUCGGAUCGUUCGCGUGUUGCGGCUCCAGCAGAGUCACCUUGCUUCGGCCGCUGCAGCUGCUGCUGUUCUGGGGAUAGAGCAGAGGAACCGACCGGGCCAGAGGCGACAGGAAGGCAGCUGGCCACCGACCGAACCGGGUCGACAUGGCGGAGACAAAGCCGAAGACCUCUCCGAAGGCCAUAAAGUUCCUGUUCGGAGGUCUGGCCGGCAUGGGGGCCACGGUGUUCGUCCAGCCUUUGGACCUGGUGAAGAACCGGAUGCAGCUGAGCGGCCAGGGCACCAAGGCCCGCGAGUACAAGACCAGCUUCCACGCUCUGUUCUCCAUCCUGAAGAACGAAGGACUGGGAGGCAUCUACACCGGCCUGUCUGCAGGGCUCCUCCGCCAGGCCACCUACACCACCACCCGCCUGGGCAUCUACACCAUCCUGUUUGAGAAGAUGACGGGAGCCGACGGACGGCCGCCCAACUUCUUGCUGAAGGCUCUGAUCGGGAUGACGGCCGGCGCCACCGGAGCGUUUGUGGGGACGCCGGCGGAGGUUGCUCUGAUCAGGAUGACGGCUGACGGGCGACUUCCGGCUGACCAGAGGAGAGGAUAUACCAACGUGUUCAACGCUCUGGCUCGCAUCACCAGAGAGGAAGGGCUGACCACACUGUGGAGGGGCUGUGUUCCCACCAUGGCCCGGGCGGUGGUGGUCAACGCCGCUCAGCUGGCGUCCUACUCCCAGUCCAAACAGGCGCUGCUGGACUCAGGGUACUUUGGAGACGACAUCUUGUGCCAUUUCUGUGCCAGUAUGAUCAGCGGUCUGGUUACCACGGCAGCAUCGAUGCCUGUCGACAUCGUCAAGACCAGGAUCCAGAACAUGAGGAUGAUUGACGGCAAACCAGAGUACAAGAACGGCCUGGAUGUUCUGAUGCGGGUCGUGGGGAAGGAGGGCUUCUUCUCCCUGUGGAAAGGUUUCACUCCGUACUACGCCCGGCUCGGCCCUCACACCGUCCUCACCUUCAUCUUCCUGGAGCAGAUGAACCGCCUCUACAAGACCUACGUGCUGGACCGCUAACACACACCAUCACACACACACACCAUCACACACCAUCAUACACACACACCAUCACACACACACACUGAGGAGGACGAUCCUCAGCGUCUGCAGGAGUUGCAGCAGCAGGUCCAUGUUUUGUUUUUCUGCUGCUUUCAAAUAAAAACUCACCUGAGAGAAACUCAGUGAGAUCAGUGUUAAAGCUGAACACACACAUCAUCACACACACACAUCAUCACACACACACAUCAUCACACACACACACCAUCACACACACACACGAAGGGUUAAAGUUCUCCUGGCUGUGAUGUAAGCACCUUUCACUGACAUCAGAUUAUAAACCUGUGACCUCCGACCCCCAGCAUCAUGGUGUCACCUGGUUACCAUGGUUACCGAGUGGGAAAUAAAGCGUUUUUAUCCUCA
Messenger RNA from Xiphophorus maculatus (southern platyfish), 1465 nucleotides. RefSeq names its product solute carrier family 25 member 11 (gene slc25a11). Gene Ontology annotation, biological process: malate transmembrane transport; oxaloacetate transport; mitochondrial transport. Gene Ontology annotation, cellular component: mitochondrial membrane. Gene Ontology annotation, molecular function: oxaloacetate transmembrane transporter activity; thiosulfate transmembrane transporter activity; malate transmembrane transporter activity. NCBI's taxonomy places the organism in Eukaryota, Metazoa, Chordata, Actinopteri, Cyprinodontiformes, Poeciliidae. The transcript has 9 exons. The record is from RefSeq and is a predicted model, not a curated record. Bases 149 to 1063 code for a protein of 304 amino acids.